Paramuricea clavata is the source of this 3219-nucleotide messenger RNA. The record is from the annotation of a GenBank genome assembly. Lineage: Eukaryota; Metazoa; Cnidaria; Anthozoa; Malacalcyonacea; Plexauridae.
GCCACCUUCAGCGCCAUAAAAGAGUACAUACUGGUAUAAAACCAUAUAUAUGCGACAUCUGUCAGAACGCCUACGUUGAUUUGUCAGCUUUAAUACGUCAUAGAAGGACACACACUGGAGAAAAACCCUAUCACUGUGAUAUUUGCAACAAGUCGUUCACCCAGUCAAGCAAUUUUGUUUUUCAUAAAAGAAUACAUACUGGAGAACGACCGUAUUUGUGUGAUGUUUGUGGCAAAAGGUUUGUAAGAUCGUGUGACUUGUUGUGUCAUAAGAGAACGCACACUGGAGAAAAACCGUACACGUGUGAAACAUGUAACAAGUCGUUUUCCAAAUCCAGCAGUUUGGUAGAUCACGAACGAACACAUACCGGGCAGAAACCUUACCAAUGUGAUACAUGUGGGAAAUCGUUCGUGACAUCGAGUCAUUUAGUCACACAUAAAAGGACACACACUGGAGAAAAACCUUAUAAAUGUGACGUUUGCCAAAAGCAGUUCACGACGUCGAGUGCUCUGGUGUGUCACAAGAGAAUACAUAAUGGAGAUAAACCUUAUCAGUGUGAUUUAUGUGAGAAACGGUUUUGCCAGUUAAGUCAUGUGCUGUCUCAUAAAAGGAGAAACCAUGGUGUACAACCAUAUAAAUGCGAUAUUUGUGGUGAAUCUUUUACCGUAUCAAGCCACUUGCUGCACCACAAGCAAACGCACUCUCAGGAGAGUUCAUUUCUAUGUCAUAUAUGUAGAAAGGAUUUUCCUGAUUCAUAUACUUUAGCAUGUCAUAAGCGGUCACAUACGGAGGAAGAGCUUGUGUGUGAUACCACUUUCGUGAAGUUUGGUCGUUCUUCAAAAGCAAGUGACAAGGUUCGUGUUAUAACUUCCACAGAAUUUCAAGAGACUGCAUGCCAGAACAUGAAAAGUGAUGGUGAUACUGGCACACCGAGUAUGAUGGAAAGACAAAUACGAGAGGAGUAUGUGAAACCAGAGAAAGCUGAUGAUGAUGAGCAGUCAUCGUCUUUGAAAUCAUAUGUGCCUGAGCAUGCUCGACCAUGUGGCUCUAAAGUUGGAAAUACAGAAUAUACAGAUAAAACCUGUGUGUGUUUUCAAUGUAAUUCAGGUUUUUCAUCACCGUUACAAGUACAAAAUCAUGUUUGUGGUAAAACACUAAAUUCCUUCUCUCCUUUGGAACAAAAGGUCUCUGAGCUUAUUAAAAAAAAUAAUGCCAAAUUUGAAUUGGCAAUACGUAAACAAAGUGGAUCCAACUUCGCAGGAUUCCAAGGCACUGUCACUCAGACCACAAGCCAUCAUUCUGAUUCCCAUUCACAAGGUAAUCUGGGAAAACAUUACCACGGAUAUGAUGAGAUUUUCUGGAAUUCUAGAGUGCUGUAUGAUGAAAACCACAACCAAAGUAACGACAAUGAACUGGAAUCAUCUCAGGAAUGUUCUGAUACUACCUUUGUAUGUUCACAAUGUAGUUCAUGUUUUAACUCCGUAAAUUUGCUGGAAAAGCAUCAUUGUAUCGAAACGAACAUAUGUAAAAAAGAAUAUGAUAAUUCCAACGUGUAUAAACAGUGCAUGCAUACUAAAGGAAAACCAGACAGCUCCAAAAUGGACACGUUUGUAAGUGAUGUAGGCAUAACGUGUGUUUGUUCUCAGUGUGGUUGUUAUUUUCACUCACAAUCUCUAUUAGACGAACAUUUGUUAUAUUGUCACGGAUUUCAAGUGAAGGUACUCCCUGAUAACACUAGUAGUAGUACUUGUCGUUGAUGGUUACCAAUGGAGUAUAUACGUGGAUUGUCAAAAAGGUUUCUAUUUGAGUUGUAAAUGUACAGUUAUAAAAAUGGCGACGAACUGUAAUAUAUUGUCGAAUUUUCUCAGUUUACGGAUUUUUGAGAAACAUUUAAGAAAGUAAAGUAUAUAAAAGAACAUUAAGAAACGUGGAUGUCCUAGCUUUGUGUGUAUUUCAAAUUUUGUUUGGUUGAUUUGAUUCUGUUAAGAUGUAUAAGUAUAUAUGCCAUCAUUACGUUGUAAUAUUUUACAUAUUUUGUCAGAAAUAUAUUUCAAAUUUAUAUCUUAAAUUCUGGUACGGUAACAAUGUUCAUUUGAGGUGUCGAGUAACACCUAUUUUGUGCUGUGCAAAUCGGUUUCGAACCGAAUCUUUAUUUCAGUUUGGUAUAGCUACUACAUGCAUUUCAAAAUUAACACACUGUGCCUCGCAUAUGAUCAGUGGAAACCUCUGCAGAGGAGAGAACCCAGGUGCUUGGAUUUCCAAACACCUAUAGGCGCUAUAUAUUCAUCGUGAACAACGUUUUUAGUUACCUACUUUGGUCUUUGGCCGUGGUAUUCAAUAGGGGGAAGUGAUCGUUCCCUCGAAACACUUGCAGUGCAUGACUGAAGAGUGAGGGCCUGCCAAAAUGUUUGUUAAACGAAUGGUGUUGUCUAAAUGGACUGCCCCCUCAGCCGGAUAAAAGCUGAGUUGGUCCACCCCAGGACAUCAAAGUUGGUGAUGGGAUUGGAAGUUGAUUAUGAACUAAGUUGAAUUUUCAUGUUUCUGAAGUAAUUAAAUCAUUUAGUGAAAAGUUGACUCAAAAGAAUCAUACCUCCUGUCGAUCAAAGCCAGGAAGGAUUUCUAUUUUAAGGUUAUAACUCCCAUAGCACCGAACUUCGUGAAAGUGGCCGCUCGAAAAAUAUUUUCCUUCCUUAUAUAUUUCCCAAAAUUCAUGUCAACGGGGGGGAGGGCAAAAUUUUCGAAACACAUUAACACAUUUUGAAAACGUAAUGCGCGCCGCUUUUCCCCUUAAUCAUUGUCCAAUUUUUACGUACGAUAUGCCCGACUUUUACGUACAAACUGCCCGACUAAAAAAAUGUUGGGGGGUUGGGGCUGCAGCGCCCCCCUCUCGUACGCCUAUGAUAAUACCAUUCCUAACCUAUGGACUAACGUUCGUGCUGCUAAAAUGAUCUACCAACGAGACUGGUGGACUCCAAGCGAUCAAAUACUGGGAAUGGCCAACACACACUAUCAGAGAUCACUAACAGAUGAACUCCAGAUGUUUGUUAUGUUUAGCCUUACCUGAAUCUAAUUAUGUUAGAAACUCAUGAUCAAUGUCGACAUAUCGUAUAGUUCAGCAAGUAUGUGGAGACUGGAGACAAAGGACUGGAAUACUGACAAAUGAACAGAAUAGUAUAACGAAUAAUAACAAUAUCGUGUUUUUUUUUUAUUUAGGUCUGA